AUGGCGGACCACGACGACAAGAUCAGCAGCUUCUGUGAGCUGACGGGAAUCUCCACUGAUGCGGCUACAGAGUACCUGAACAAUUACGACUGGGACAUGGAUGCUGCCGUCGCCGCAUACUACACGGAUCAAGACACCAGUGCUUCCAACACCGGAGCUGCCUCUGCUUCUGCUGCUGCCAGCGCCCCGGCGCCUGCCGAGUAUACCGGCCCCAGGACUCUCGACGGCCGCCCCGCUCCCCAGUAUGCGCAAUCAUCCUCUGCCGCCCCCAAGAAGACCCAAAAACGCACCGGCCUGGCGACCCUUAGCUCCAUAGGUGGUCGCCGCGACGAGGAUGACGAUGACGACGAGGAUGACGAGGAAGACGAGAGCCGCGGACCUAGGGAUUUGUUUGCUGGUGGUGAGAAGUCAGGCUUGGCUGUCCAGGACCCUAGUCAACGUGAACCCAACAGCGACACCAGAAGGCUACUUCAAGAUAUCCUUGCCAAGGCUAGAGAGAACUCCCGUGCCAGUGCUGGCAAUAGCUCCGAUGACGAAGGAACCAGUACCGGACCCGCGAGACCUACCCGCUUCCGCGGCGCUGGUAUGACCCUUGGCGGUGACGGCGUCGAGUCUCGACAAAUCCCCGAUCUCGACUCCGAUACCUCUAGCCCGGCCCCCCGCCAGCCGGACGGCCCAACUCAGGAAAGAACCUUGCAUAUUUGGAGCAACGGAUUCAGCGUCGAGGAGGGUCCACUCUAUCGGUUUGAUGACCCGGCGAACGCGGCCGAUCUGGCCAUGAUCCGUGCUGGCCGCGCCCCGCUUCGGCUCAUGAACGUCAGGCCUGAUCAGCGCGUGAACGUUAAGUUGGAGCAACAUCAGGAAGAGUGGAGGCAGUUGCCCAAGAAGUACGUCCCCUUUAGUGGUGAGGGCCGUCGCCUGGGAAGUCCUGUGCCGGGAGACGGAUCCGCCCCUGCUGCUCCUGCUGCUGCACCCGCAAGAAUCACUACUGCUUCUGUGUCUGCUGCUAGUGGAUCUAUCCAGGCCCCCUCAACUGGCGUGGAUGAGUCGCAGCCGACAGUGAUGUUGCGUAUCCAGUUGCCUGACGGUAGCCGUCUCCCGGCUCGUUUCAACACCACCCAGACGAUCGGCGAUGUCUAUGAGUUUAUCCAGCGCUCUUCGACGGCUCUUUCGGCCCGACCUUGGGUCCUUUCUACGACCUUCCCCAACAAGGAUCACACCGACAAGUCUCUGGUUCUGGGUGAGACUCCCGAGUUCAAGAGGGGCGCUGCUGCUGUCGUUAAGUGGGCUUAA
This is a messenger RNA of Sordaria macrospora k-hell, 1293 nucleotides long. RefSeq lists its product as uncharacterized. NCBI's taxonomy places the organism in Eukaryota, Fungi, Ascomycota, Sordariomycetes, Sordariales, Sordariaceae. Gene Ontology annotation, molecular function: ubiquitin binding. The record is from RefSeq and is a predicted model, not a curated record. Gene Ontology annotation, cellular component: cytosol; nucleus. Gene Ontology annotation, biological process: Golgi organization; nuclear membrane reassembly; autophagosome assembly.